UCCCAUCAUUGAUACUGGGAGGACGAGCGCAGCAGCCUCCUCCUCCUCCAAGCAGCCUCCAGCUGGACGUGGGGAUUGGUUUUUUCCAAGGGCAACGCAGCCUCUUAUUUGUGCUGAUGCAGGAAUAGCACACCCCGCCCCUAGCAGGUGUCGCUGAAUGGCCGGGGAAGGUGACCGGGAGAAGGCCUUUCCGCCACGCAUGAGGCGCCCCGGCGGAACCGCGUCGCCUCACGGAGGCAGGGCCCAGGGCGAGACCUGAGGCCUAGCGGCCGCGGGCGACCCGGCCUGCGCAGUUGCCUAGGCGACGGGGCUUCCGGGCGGGGGCUCUUUUCCCCUCAUGAACAGCGCGGCGGCAGCGGCGGAGGACCCCGGCGGAGGAUGCGCGCGCAGCGUCUGCACUCAGACCGACAGCCUGACCGGCCAAGUACCAAGGCUUUCGAAAGUGAAUCUUUUUACUUUAUUCAGUCUUUGGAUGGAACUUUUCCCCUCAGUUGAAAAACAGAAGAACUCGGAGGUGAAGAAGGCGGGCCUGGUUGUUGUGAAGAACAUGAAAAUAGUCGGUCUUCAUUGCUCCAGCCAAGACUUGCACGCUGGUCAAAUUGCACUCAUUAAAUACGGAUCAAGGCUUAAAAACUGUGACUUGUAUUUUUCAAGGAAACCGUGUUCAAUGUGUUUGAAAAUGAUUGUAAAUGCUGGCGUGAACAGAAUUUCCUACUGGCCUGCGGAUCCUGAAAUAAGUCUGCAGUAUGAAGUGUCUAAUGAAGAUGCGAAGCUGGAUGCCAAAGCAGUGGAAAGACUGAAGUCAAACAGCCGUGCUCACGUGUGUGUCUUGCUUCAGCCCUUGGUCUGUCACAUGAUGCAGUUCGUGGAGGAAUCGUGCUACAAGUGUGACUUCAUCCAGAAAAUUGCUAAAACGCAGCCUGGGUCGAGCACCGGAUUUUACGCAGAAUGCAGGCAAGAGAUCAUAAAGACGUACGAAAACCUGUUCUUGAUUCCAAAGGAAGAAAUGCACAAGCAAAUAUUGAUCAUGAUUGGACUAGAGAACCUUUGCGAAAAUCCUUAUUUCAGCAAUCUGCGGCAAAACAUGAAAGAUCUGAUCCUCCUGUUGGCUACCAUAGCUGCCAGUGUGCCUGCUUUUGGCCAUUUUGGAUUUUAUAGUAGUAAAUCAGAGUGUGCUCGCGAAGCGUACUACCAGUGGUUACCCCAAGAAGUAGCGAGGCACUGCAUGAUACAAGCCAGGCUGCUGGCCUACCGCACUGAGGAUCACAAAACUGGAGUUGGAGCAGUCAUCUGGGCAGAAGCAAAUGCAGAAAGCUGCGACGGAACAGGCGCCUUGUACUUCAUAGGGUGCGGUUACAAUGCCUUCCCCGUUGGGUCCGAAUACGCUGACUUCCCACACAUGGAUGAUAAGCAAAAAGACCGAGAGAUCAGAAAGUUCCGAUACAUCAUACACGCUGAGCAGAAUGCUUUGACGUUCAGGUGUCAAGAAAUAAAGCCAGAUGAGAGGAGCAUGAUAUUUGUGACAAAAUGCCCAUGUGACGAAUGUGUACCUUUAAUUAAAGGUGCUGGUAUCAAGCUGCUCUAUGCAGGAGAUGUUGAUGUAGGGAGGAAGAAAGCGGAUAUCUCUUACAUGAAGUUUGAUGAGUUGGAAGGCGUUAGAAAAUUUACAUGGCAAUUAAAUCCAUCCUACGCAUGUGAUCCAGAACGUGAAGAAUUCACACAUGAGGAAAGCUUUCCUGUAGCACUGCACUUUUAACUGAAUUUAUACAGAUGGUGAGCCUGCAGCCUCAUUGGCAGAAGAACCGGACCACCAAGCCAAGGUGAUGUGUCUUGUCUUGGAGACCACUGAGCUAUUCAUCGCUAUCUACCCUGCCCGUCAUGCUUGUAUAAUUUGAAAAUGGUUUUUUUUUAAUGGAAGCUUAAUUUAUUAUUGACCCAAAAUAAAUUAUUUUGACUCUGUUGCAAAAA
This is a messenger RNA of Sphaerodactylus townsendi, 1968 nucleotides long. It is a transcript of the gene CDADC1, whose product is annotated as cytidine and dCMP deaminase domain containing 1. The transcript has 9 exons. Gene Ontology annotation, molecular function: dCMP deaminase activity; zinc ion binding. The record is from RefSeq and is a predicted model, not a curated record. Bases 338 to 1756 code for a protein of 472 amino acids. Gene Ontology annotation, cellular component: cytoplasm. Gene Ontology annotation, biological process: dTMP biosynthetic process; dUMP biosynthetic process. NCBI's taxonomy places the organism in Eukaryota, Metazoa, Chordata, Lepidosauria, Squamata, Sphaerodactylidae.